AUGGACGUUCAAGAAAUUGUGCAGAGUUGUGCGGAGAUCACACUGGAGGACGAGGAGGCUGGGGUCCGGUUUGAGGAGGAGGCCGGCUCGGUGGUGGCGGAGGGUAUUGCGCAACAAUAUUGGCAGAUGGUUGGCCGGUUUCUGACCGACCGUAACGUAAAAUUUGAUGUGAUGAGGCAGGUUAUGACGUCCGUUUGGAGGCCGUUAAUGGGGAUACAGGUUGCCGAGGUGCAACCGAAUCUUUAUCUUUUCACGUUCUAUCAUGACACGGACAUGGCGUAUGUUUUGGAGAAUGGCCCUUGGGCGUUUGAGAACGCCACUCUUGUAUGUCAACCGUUGCGCCCUGGUGAGCAUCCUACUCAAGUAAUGUUGAAUACAAUAGAUUAUUGGAUACAGGUACAUGACCUCCCAGUCGGCUACCGAACUGAUAAGGUUUUGGAGAAGGUGGGAGAUUUUUUAAGGUUUUUUGUUCGUUUGGAUGAAAGGAAUUUCGUUAGGCCAUGGACGAAAUUUUACAAGGUUAAGGUCACGGUUGAAGUAACGGCUCCGUUAAAGAGGCGCAUGAAGAUGAUUUUGCGUGACAAUUCAUGGACACGGGUGAACUUUCUUUACGAACGUUUGCAUAUGUUCUGCUACUUUUGUGGAAAGUUGGGGCAUACGGAUAAAUUCUAUCUUGAUGCUCGUGUGUCUGGCCUAAAACCUGAGCAAUAUCCUUUUAGUAUGAGUUUGAAGGCUGGUGGCAAUUCUCCGGCAAAGGCGGUUGGGGAGAGUUGGCUGCAAAAAGGGGAGUAG
Ipomoea nil (Japanese morning glory) is the source of this 792-nucleotide messenger RNA. RefSeq lists its product as uncharacterized. Bases 1 to 792 code for a protein of 263 amino acids. The record is from RefSeq and is a predicted model, not a curated record. NCBI's taxonomy places the organism in Eukaryota, Viridiplantae, Streptophyta, Magnoliopsida, Solanales, Convolvulaceae. The transcript has a single exon.